Nannospalax galili (Upper Galilee mountains blind mole rat) is the source of this 2417-nucleotide messenger RNA. RefSeq names its product activating transcription factor 7 (gene Atf7). Bases 476 to 1927 code for a protein of 483 amino acids. Gene Ontology annotation, molecular function: cAMP response element binding; DNA-binding transcription factor activity, RNA polymerase II-specific. Gene Ontology annotation, biological process: regulation of transcription by RNA polymerase II. NCBI's taxonomy places the organism in Eukaryota, Metazoa, Chordata, Mammalia, Rodentia, Spalacidae. The transcript has 13 exons. The record is from RefSeq and is a predicted model, not a curated record.
UAACAUUAGCUAGUCCGUGGUCUGACAGGAGGCCCCCCUUCCACUCCCGCCAGCCCCAGCGUCCGGGGCCGGGGUCUCCCCUCCCAGUCUGUGUUGGACGGGGGCGCUGAGGCGGCGGCCGGGCCCUGUCUGAGGAAGAGGGUGGGGCGUAGGCUAAAGCCAACCAAUAAGAGCGAAGGACGCUACAAAUGGCGGCCAUGAGCGCCAAUGGGAGAUCGCCUUUACCUUGCGGACUGCCGCCCUCUUCUCUUCUCCCGCCUCCUUCCUUUUGGAGGAAGGCGGGGCCAGAGGACUGAAGUGUGGGGAGAACUUGGGUAAUGUCCCUGGCUCUACCUGCACACCUGCACUGAAGUCCUCUGAAGUUGUUUUGUGCAUGUUAAGACUGAGUUUUUCCUUGGCUGUAGUGGGAUUCCAGGAGGGAAUCAGUGUUACCACAGUCACCUAUCCAUACUGGCUCUGCUCUGCUCUAUGAAAUAUGGGAGACGACAGACCGUUUGUGUGCAAUGCCCCGGGCUGUGGACAGAGAUUUACAAAUGAGGACCACCUGGCAGUUCAUAAACACAAGCAUGAGAUGACAUUGAAAUUCGGCCCAGCCAGAACGGACUCAGUCAUCAUUGCAGAUCAAACACCUACUCCGACUAGAUUCCUGAAGAACUGUGAGGAGGUGGGGCUCUUCAAUGAACUAGCUAGUUCCUUUGAACAAGAAUUCAAAAAAACUUCAGAUGAGGAUGAGAAAAAGGGUACUUCUGGGCCCCUUGACAUGUCUCUGCCUUCUACACCAGAUAUCAAAAUCAAAGAAGAAGAACCAGUGGAAGUAGAUUCAUCCCCUUCUGACAGUCCUGCCUCUAGCCCCUGUUCCCCACCAUUGAAGGAGAAGGAAGUUACCCCCAAACCUGCUGUGAUCUCUACCCCCACACCCACCAUCGUGCGUCCUGGCUCCCUGCCUCUCCACUUAGGUUAUGAUGCACUUCAUCCAACUCUUCCCUCUCCGACAUCUGUCAUCACACAGGCUCCACCAUCCAACAGGCAAAUGGGGUCUCCUACUGGUUCCCUCCCUCUCGUCAUGCAUCUUGCUAAUGGACAGACCAUGCCUGUGCUGCCAGGGCCUCCAGUACAGAUGCCUUCUGUUAUUUCGCUGGCCAGACCUGUGUCCAUGGUGCCCAACAUUCCUGGAAUACCUGGCCCACCAGUUAACAGUAGUGGUUCCAUUUCUCCCUCUGGCCACCCUGUGCCAUCAGAAGCCAAGAUGAGACUAAAAGCCACACUAACGCAUCAAGUCUCCUCACUCAAUGGAGGUUGUGGAAUGGCGGUGGGUACUGCCAGCACCAUGGUGACAGCCCGUCCAGAGCAGAGCCAGAUCCUUAUCCAGCACCCUGAUGCUCCAUCCCCUGCCCAGCCACAGGUCUCUCCAGCACAGCCCACUCCUAGUACUGGAGGACGGCGGCGACGCACAGUGGAUGAAGAUCCAGAUGAACGGCGGCAGCGUUUCCUGGAGCGCAAUCGGGCAGCAGCCUCUCGCUGCCGCCAGAAACGGAAACUGUGGGUGUCCUCCCUUGAAAAGAAGGCGGAGGAACUCACUUCUCAAAACAUCCAGCUGAGUAAUGAAGUCACAUUACUACGCAAUGAAGUGGCUCAGUUGAAACAGCUACUGUUAGCGCAUAAAGACUGCCCAGUCACUGCACUACAGAAAAAGACUCAAGGAUACCUAGAAAGCCCCAAGGAGAGCUCAGAGCCAACGGGUUCUCCAGCCCCUGUGAUUCAGCACAGUUCAGCAACAGCUCCUAGCAAUGGCCUCAGCGUUCGUUCUGCAGCUGAAGCUGUGGCCACCUCGGUCCUCACUCAGAUGGCCAGCCAAAGGACAGAACUGAGCAUGCCAAUACAGUCACAUGUGAUCAUGACCCCACAGUCACAGUCUGCGGGCAGAUGAUGUCUCCCAUGAUGGAGAGGUCCCCAGCCAGAGCUCGCCCGCCUGAGCCAAGAGAAAUCAACUUACCCCUCCCAUCUGCCUUGGACAUGGCAAUAUGGGGGAGGGGGAAUUGUGUGUUGUGAGUAUGGACAGAUGUGGGGCUUUUCUCUUUAGCCACAUGAUCAUGUAUGCUUGACACCUAUACUAGGGGCUCCUGCUACAAAGCCACAUAGAUCAUCCCCCAAGGAUGAGGUCUCUUACAUACCUUCCAGAUGGUCUGAACAAUCACCCCUGGCCCCAGUGCAUGUGUACCUGUCUCAACACUAACCCUUGCAAUUCUAGGUUUGGGGUUUCUCAGUGUCCUUUCUUCCCACUGAGCUGUGGCUGUUACCUUCUUGUUCCUUACUAGCAUGCCACUUCCUGCUAGAUAGAGGAGGGCUAGAUUUGAUAGCAUGUCACUUGCUGUCCCAUCCCCAGCCACCUCAUGGACUCAGGACUUUGUCUCCCUAUA